Messenger RNA from Onychomys torridus (southern grasshopper mouse), 646 nucleotides. It is a transcript of the gene Pnkd, whose product is annotated as PNKD metallo-beta-lactamase domain containing. The coding region runs from base 40 to 468 and encodes 142 amino acids. Lineage: Eukaryota; Metazoa; Chordata; Mammalia; Rodentia; Cricetidae. The transcript is spliced from 3 exons. The record is from RefSeq and is a predicted model, not a curated record.
CCCGGCGGGGAGCGCAGUGAAGGGGGGUGGGACCUGAACAUGGCGGCGGUGGUAGCUGCUACGGCGCUGAAGGGCCGGGGGGCAAGAAAUGCCCGCGUCCUCCGGGGGAUUCUCUCUGGAGCCACAGCUAACAAGGCUUCCCAGAACAGGACCAGAGCACUGCAGAGCCACGGCUCCCCAGAGUGCAAGGAGGAGCCUGAGCCCCUCUCUCCUGAGCUGGAAUACAUUCCCAGAAAGAGGGGCAAGAACCCCAUGAAAGCUGUGGGACUAGCCUGGGCCAUCGGCUUCCCCUGUGGUAUCCUCUUCUUCGUCCUCACCAAGCAGGAAGUGGACAAGGACCGUUUGAAGCAGAUGAAGGCUCGGCAGAACAUGCGGGUGGCCAACACGGGCGAGUAUGAGAGCCAGAGGUUCAGGGCUCCCUCCCAACAAGCCCAGUUCCCUGAAGCUGGGUCUGGGGUACAGAACUGAGUGAGGAUCACUGCAGCCUUGUACUAGACCAUUAACUGGAGUCCUGUGUAGCUGACUGUGGACAUUUCCCUUGAGGCCCACCAGAGGGCGCAUGAUGCUCAAGCUGCGGCCAGCACCCACCUCUUUCUUCAACACAGAGGAACCAGCCAAAAGCUAAUAAAGUUAUUAAAUACUGGCA